Molecule: messenger RNA, 960 nt
Organism: Lathyrus oleraceus (garden pea)
Lineage: Eukaryota; Viridiplantae; Streptophyta; Magnoliopsida; Fabales; Fabaceae
Exons: 2
Coding region: 1-960 (319 amino acids)
Source: RefSeq, a predicted model, not a curated record
AUGGUAAAUAGAAACCAAAAUAUUGAUAAUGUCAUACGACAUAUUCGACAUGAUGAUAUGGCAGCAGAUAACAAUCUGGUAGCCAUGAUCGAAAGGAUUAUGGUUCGAAAUGGGGUAAACUUUGGCCUUCGAAGGCCAAAUUCUACGUCACCUUUGUCGGAAUAUAUCCUGCAGACAGAAACACCCCUUAGAACAAAAAUCCCCAAAUUCACUAAGUUUUCUGGGGAUACUACUGAAUUAACUAUCGAAUAUGUGGCUAGAUACUUAAUAGAGGCAGGAGACAUUUCGAACAAUGAAAACCUUAGGAUAAAAUAUUUCCCAAGUUCUCUCAUAAAGAAUACCUUCACGUGGUUCACCACAUUGCCACAAAAUUCGAUCCAUGCUUGGAAUCAGUUAGAGAGAAUGUUCCAUGAGCAGUUUUACAUGGGGCAAACAAAGAUAAGUCUGAAGGAAUUGUCCACUAUUAAACGAAAAUUCGUGGAUCCAGUUGAUGACUAUCUAAAUAGAUUUCGAUUACUCAAAGCUAGGUGUUUUACACAAUUAGAACGCUUGAAGGAAGAAAAGGAUAGAGCAAAUAAGAAUAAAAGAGUAGCCUACGUCGAAUUCAGUAAUGAUGACGAAUGGUCCUAUAAUGAGCCUUUAGACUUCAACGAAAAUGAGAUCGACCUUGCUAAGUUGAAACAAGGGCCACCUUACGCUUGUAAGGUCUUGGCCCCGUCGAAUGGAAAGAACGCUAUUGAACCAGGAAAGAAUGAUAAAUUUCCUAAGAAAACUUACGCUUUCGAAGUUACAAAAUGUGACGAAAUAUUUGAUUUGUUAGUUAAGGAUGGUCAAAUGAUAGUGUCUUUUGGUGCUAAAGUGUCUCCUUUAGAACAAAGAAAGAAAAUAGGGUUUUACAAGUACCAUAGCUUUUUGGGUCAUAAAACAUCUCAAUGUUUUCUUUUCAGGGAUCUUAUUUAG